CCGCCAUCUCAGAUCGAUUCGCAGAGUCACAAUGUCGCACGCUGCCCAGAACCUCCUCGUCCGCUCGCCCUAUACCCAGCCGUAUCGGUCUCCUUACGCACCUAAAUAUGCUAUUCCAACCCAUUGGCAUGGCUUGACGAUUGCCAAAGCCACCAAGUACGGCGUCAUCGCUGGCGGUUUCGGCGGUGCUCUCGGACUCUUCGCCCUUUUCUUCUUCGGCGAGGUCCCUCGUGUGCGAAAGGACAUUUUCCAAAAAUUCCCCUUGCUGGACCGCUACUUUGACCGAACCAUCCCUCCUGAGGACAACCCAUUCUAAAUAUAUACCAAGGAAUGUAUAGGGCGGGAAUUGAAAUCGGGGAUGGGGUGAAUGUUAGAGCUGCGCUUGUAGAGUACACGAUUUGACAUAUAGACGUCGAAAUCCAGCCUUUAUUUCUUUUGUCUGAACCGUGCAGUAGGGUAAAAGAUAACAUUAUCAUUCUGAUUACACAUAGUUACUCAGUUAUUUGCUUAGGAUGCUGUGGUAGUUACAUAGCAUGUCAGAGGUAUAUAUCUGAUAAACCCCUAAGAAUCAAAGUGUACAGACUUACUGCUUCUGGCGACUAACCUGACCAUCACAUCGCACUUGUCCCCCAAGGGAAACUAUAAGCGUGGAGAGUAGUGGUCGCUCAAUGACAGU
Messenger RNA from Talaromyces proteolyticus, 676 nucleotides. Its product is annotated as ubiquinol-cytochrome-c reductase complex subunit-domain-containing protein. The record is from RefSeq and is a predicted model, not a curated record. The coding region runs from base 32 to 316 and encodes 94 amino acids. Lineage: Eukaryota; Fungi; Ascomycota; Eurotiomycetes; Eurotiales; Trichocomaceae. Gene Ontology annotation, biological process: mitochondrial electron transport, ubiquinol to cytochrome c. The transcript has 5 exons.